Messenger RNA from Lycium ferocissimum, 2103 nucleotides. RefSeq lists its product as uncharacterized. NCBI's taxonomy places the organism in Eukaryota, Viridiplantae, Streptophyta, Magnoliopsida, Solanales, Solanaceae. The transcript has 3 exons. The record is from RefSeq and is a predicted model, not a curated record. Bases 1 to 2103 code for a protein of 700 amino acids.
AUGUAUGGAUGUCAAGAAUUUGACGAGAAUGAUUAUCUUGUAAUUGUUCAAAACAGAAAUUCUAAACCAAUGCCAUGGAUAGGUCUAUAUGUUGCAGCAGCCUCUUUCAUUUGCUUGCUUGCUGUGGCUGCUGAUGUUUUACUAGGUUCCUGUAGGAAAAAACUAUGGUUCCCAUGCAAAUAUUUUUCUCUUAACGCCGCUACUCUGACAUUGUUGGCUGUGGCAAUGAAGCUUCCUUUGGAUCUCAAUACGACGAUGUGGCGCGCUAAUGAUGAGCAAACUAAGCUUAGCAGCACCCUUCUUAUGUCUACUCUGAUGGGUAAUUUUAUCAUAUCUUUGGGAUCCAUGGAGAACAAAGAUAUCUUAGCAAAUGUUAUUGCCUUAACUAUACUCCUCAUCACAAUCAUUGUGAACAUCUGCAUCCAAAUAAGUACCGGCGUAGUUGACUUCUCUUUCUGGGCAGAGGAAAUUUCAGCUAUUAUAUUCAUGCUUGUUUUGUUCCUGACAUUCUUUUCUUGUGCUUUGACAGUGCCAGUGAUUAAGAAACAUUUAGAAUCUAAGUAUAAUGAAAUACAUCAAGUAGCUUCAAUCGAAGAACUGAUGGAAGAAACUGGUAGCCUGCAAUUUGUGAUCGCGCGUUCAGUAACCAGCACAAUUACAGAUUAUAAGUGGUCAACAGUGUGGAUUUUGGAUAUUCAGAUUAUUGGGGUGGUAAUAGGAACUGUUGCCCCUUUAUUUAGAUGGUUCAUUGCUGUCAAAUUCAAAUGCUUAGAGGAAGUGAGAAGAAACUUCAAAAAUGAAUUUGUAGUAGAACACUAUUGGAGAGAAAAGCUAGAGGAGUGGAAAGGAAGCUCCAUUCCGCUGCAGAUUCGCUGCCGAAGGCAUCGAAAAGUUCUUCAUGGCAUAAAACAUAUAGUCUUAGAUCUAUGCAUUAGGCUUCAGGUCAUAGUUAUUUUAGGUAGCAAGUUAGUUCUCUUUAUAUCUGUUUGGUUAAUGGGGCUAAUUAUUUCUUGUUUUUAUCACAUCAAAAGAUUCAAGUUGAAUCUCAGACCUGGAUCUGAAGCAACUACUCAAAGUAGACCGACAUUAGAUCCCAGUAUGGAGUUGGAUCUUAGCAACUAUGUCAUGCUACUUGAGGGUGAGGCUCCAUUGCCAAGAAAAGUCCUGAUAAACAUUAAAGGUGAGGUGGAUGAACUGAUCCACAAGGGAAAAAUGAAUCGGCCACAAAAUCUCAUUGGACUACUAAGGAAAAUGAGCAGCUUUAGUGGGGUGAAAGGAUUCGACAGUAGCCAAGUACCAAGUCUGCAAUCCAAAGAACCCCCUAAUUCUUGGACUUUGCCAGUUGUGACGCUAGCCAGUAUUGCCAUGUCCAUUUCAUCCGUCAGAAGUCAAGAAGUUGAGCUGUUAAUAAGGAGUAUGAGUGAAAGUCUGUCAUAUGCAAGAUUAGUUGAGAGUAUGGAGAAGAAAACAGGAGAAUGGAGAAGCAUAAAAAAUGCAGCUGACACUGUGUGGGUGGGAGUUGAACUGCACCAGAAGUGGCUGGAAGAGGAUCUUGAGAGAAUCAACCGAGAAGGGAAAACCUGCAAAGAGAUUGUACAAAGUCUUGCUAAUGUAGCUAAAAUGAUUGUCAUGGAGUUCAAGGAACAAGUAGAUGGAAGAAUGACAGAGAACCCUCUUUUCUGGCCUCCAAGGGUCAUAGCAGCAAAUUCCAUGUAUAGGAUCAGCCAAACUAUAUUACUAGACAAUGAAAUUGGCGACUUUGAGGGAGAAUCGCACUUGUUUGAGAAGAUAUCAGUUUUAAUUGCAGACAUAUUGGCUGCUUGUUUCACCAACUUACCUAAAGUUAUUGUUAGCAACUGUCGCUGCAAUUCCAUUGAGGCGAGAGAGAGGAGCGUCCGUCGUGCAGCCCUCCUACUGGGUGAAACUGAAGAAAUUCUCAGCUUUCUUCAAUACCAUGAAUUUACAGGUUUGAGUCCUGAUCAAGCAGCAUGCAUUGAUGAAUGGCGUCUGAGGACGUGGCAGAUAAGUUCAUUAGCUCCCGUUUCUACAAUUAACAACGAAACAGUUCAAUCCAAUGAGCACGUAGUUAUAUCAAUCCAAUGA